AUGCCCUCCGCUUUGAGUAGCCAGUCGAGCGGCAAGCUUGACCCGGCGCAAGAAGACACAGACCAAGCUAUCAAGACAGACGAGGAUCAACAAGGGAACUUGUUCCACCAAGUUUCAGAAUGGCUGCAGCAUGAGAAGGUCAGGCGGAGCACACGCAAGGCACGACGAGGAGAGGGAGUUUCCAACCCCUCAGAUGGUGCUGCUGAGACUGCGGAGCGGUCUUCGGGAGAGCAACAUCGCAGCUCAGAGAGUACCUUUUCACUGGACAGACUGGAGAACAUUCUCCUCCAAUACGCGAAUGUCGGACAUAGUGCUGUCUCUCGACAGACUGCGAAGCGGGUCUCUCGUCGCCGCCCGAAAGGUCUCCGCCGAGGCUCCGCCUCUGAAUCCGAGUAUACUGAUCUUGAAGCCCCUGUGCCAGGCGUAGAUGCCUCGCUCGAUAACUCCAAGACCCUUGCCUAUAGCGGUGGUGCAGGAGAGGAGGAAGUCGCCGAUAGUAACUCUUCAUCGAAGGGCGCCAAGGGUCGUGAGGCCUGGGUCACCUUUAAGACUGAAAUUGUGCGCCUGGCGCAUACACUACAACUGCGAGGUUGGCGCAAAGUUUCAAUGGAGAAUGCCGGGGAUAUCGAAGUCGUUCGUCUCAGUGGAGCUAUGACGAACGCUAUCUAUGUGGUUGGACCACCCAAGAAUCAGCCUCCUCUUACGUCCAGUAGUAGCUCGUCUAUCGUCCCAAGAAGACCCCCACCAAAGCUUCUGCUUCGCAUCUACGGUCCCCAGGUCGAUCAUUUGAUUGAUCGAGAGAAGGAGCUGCAAAUCCUACGUCGCCUUGGCCGAAAGAACAUCGGCCCCCGUGUACUUGGAACCUUCCGCAAUGGACGGUUUGAAGAGUAUUUCGAGGCUCGCCCCCUGACGGCGAAGGAGCUGCGUAUCCCAGAUACGGCCAAGCAAAUUGCCAAGCGAAUGCGCGAAUUGCACGAUGGUAUUGAACUUCUCGAGGAGGAGCGCGAAGGAGGGCCAGUGGUCUUCAAGAACUGGGACAAGUGGGUGGACCGGUGUGAGAAAGUUACAACUUGGCUGGAUAAAGAACUAGAUUCCCCGCAAAACCAGACAAAGGCUGCCCUGGAACCGUGGCGCUUACGCGGCUAUGUUUGCGGUGUGCCAUGGGCAGUUUUCCGCAAGGCUGUGGAAAAUUACCGGGUUUGGUUGCUAGCUAGCUGUGGUGGGUUGAGUGAGAUUAAGCGGCAGUUAAUAUUCGCUCAUAACGACCCGGCUACACAGUCACCUCUUCUGCUCCCUGCCAACGAACACAAGCAGCUCGUCGUCAUUGAUUUUGAAUAUUCUUCAGCUAACACUCCCGGGUUUGAGUUUGCCAACCACUUUUGGUGCUACAACUACCACGAUGAAUGCCGGCCAUGGGCCUGUAAUACUCGCUACUACCCUAAGCCAGAGGACCAGUAUCGAUUCGUGUCGACCUAUCUGACCCAUCGCCCACAAGUCGGCAACGGAGUUACUUCACCACAAGCAACUCCUACCAUGCGCGCUCGUAAUGCAACUUCUAUCACUCCCUUGAGCCUUGAUGACUGCCCUGAGUCUAGCUUGCAACAGGCCCAGGCCGAACGGUCAAACGAAGAGGCGCUCGACGCCGAGAUCAAGUUCCUCAUGCACCAGACUCGGAUGUGGCGCGUAAUCAACUCGGCACAGUGGGUGGCCUGGGGUAUCGUGCAGGCCAAGACACCUGGCAUGGUGGAAGAGCAGGAGGAGGGCGUCAAGACUCCCACUGUUGAGGGAGAAGCUGCAGAGGAAGAAGAGGAAUUUGACUAUUUGGCUUAUUCCCAGGACAGAGCCUUGUUCUUCUGGUCUGACUUAUUGGCGAUGAAUCUGGUGAAGGAAGAUGACCUACCACCCGCUAUGGUGGAGCAUAUUAAAGCUCGAGCAGUUGAUUAUUGA
Molecule: messenger RNA, 1947 nt
Organism: Penicillium manginii
Lineage: Eukaryota; Fungi; Ascomycota; Eurotiomycetes; Eurotiales; Aspergillaceae
Exons: 4
Coding region: 1-1947 (648 amino acids)
Biological process (GO): phosphatidylethanolamine biosynthetic process; phosphatidylcholine biosynthetic process
Cellular component (GO): cytoplasm
Molecular function (GO): choline kinase activity; ethanolamine kinase activity
Source: RefSeq, a predicted model, not a curated record